UCUGCACUGUGUACGUCAGCUGUCAAAACGAAUCACAAUUUUUUCACGGCUUUCAUUGUGCGCUGCAUUAUUAUUGCAUUUUCUCGAGUCCAAAGUGGUUGCGUAGCAUAUGCGUGUAUCGGUCGCAGUACUUAAAUGUCGCACGCAUCCGGUGCAGUGAGUGUCAAGUGACCAGGAGCGAGUACAACCAGUGACCAUGUCGUUUGUGGGCGGGGGCGGGUGCGGUGGCCAGGACGUGCACAAGUUUGUGGAGGCCCUGCAGGCGGAUUUCAAGACCCUCUCGCUGGAGACCAAGAAGAAGUAUCCUCAGAUCAAGGAGGCGUGCGAGGAGGCCAUUUCCAAGCUCUGCACAGCUGGCAGCAGCCAGCAAAACUCGGUGUACUACACCGUCAACCAGAUACUCUAUCCGCUGGUGCAGGGAUGCGAGACCAAGGACCUCAAGAUCAUCAAGUUUUGCUUAGGCAUGAUGCAGCGGCUCAUCACCCAGCAGGUGGUGGACCAGAAGGGCGCCCUAUACAUCACCAACGCACUGUGGACCCUAAUGGAGAACAACAUCGAGGAAGUCAAAGUGCUGCAAACAGUAACUCUUUUGCUGACCACCAAUACGGUGGUGCACGGCGACACAUUGGCCAAGGCCUUAGUUCUGUGCUUUCGCCUGCACUACGCCAAAAAUCCCACAAUUGUGAAUACGGCCGGUGCCACCAUCCGGCAGCUGGUGUCCCUGGUGUUUGAGCGAGUGUACCUGGAGAAAGACUCGGUUUCCAGCCUCCAGCAGCAACAGUCCAGUGGUUCGCCAGCUGAGGGAGAGGGCGGAAAUCAGGAUGUGCAGACCUUUGCUUCGGAUGCAUUCCUGCUAUUUCAGGAUCUUGUGCAGUUGGUAAACGCGGAUCAGCCCUACUGGCUGUUGGGCAUGACCGAAAUGACGCGCACCUUUGGUCUGGAGUUACUUGAGGCCGUGCUGACCAACUUCAGUGCCGUGUUUCACGAGAGUAACGACUUUCGACUGCUACUUAAGGAACGAGUCUGUGCCUUGGUCAUAAAGCUCUUCUCGCCAAACGUCAAGCAUCGCCAGCUGCCUGCACCAAGCAAUGGAAACGCUCCUGUGCCGGCCGAGAAACCCUAUUUCCCAAUUAGCAUGCGUUUGCUGCGCCUCGUGGCUAUACUUAUACAAAAAUACCACACUAUACUGGUAACAGAGUGUGAGAUCUUUCUGUCGCUGAUUAUCAAGUUCUUGGAUCCGGAUAAGCCAGCUUGGCAGCGAGCCCUGGCCCUCGAGGUUAUCCAUAAGCUGGUGACGCGCUCUUCACUGAUUGCAUUCUUCUGCAAGUCGUACGACUUAAAAAAUCAUGCAACCAAUAUUGUGCAUGACAUGAUUGCUGCCAUGGGCAGCUACAUUCGAUAUUCCCUGAUCAAUGCAUCGGCCAUGCUGAAUGGCCAGCAGAAUGGAGUCGCCAAUUCACUGACAGCCAUGUCGGGAAGCAAUCAAUGUGGCUUCAUGUUUCGAGGUGCUUACCUUCCCUUGGUAGCCACAUAUGCGCCAGGCGUCUCAAAGGCCGUUUACUUGGAAAUGUUGGAUAAGAUAGAUGCAUCGAAUAUUCCCGACAGUUAUGGCAUCUCGGUUGGGCAUGCUAUUCUACUGGAUAUGACUCGAUCGAUUGGAGGUGUCAUUCAGCGAACCCCGGAGCUUCAUCCCAGCCACAAUACGGCAGUGAUCACUGAGGAGGAGCACAAGCCACUGUGCCUCCAACUGGUGAAUUCCAGCUGGUCUGCCCUGCUCAGCGCUUUUAUUCCGUUGGUUGAGACGUCGAUUGACGAGGCCACCACGGAGAACAUCCUCAAGGCUAUGCAAAAUUAUGCAGCUCUGUGCGGAAUGCUGGAGCAACUGCAGCCCCGAGACGCCUUUAUAAUGGCCAUGUGCCGCGCCUCCUUUCCGCCCCACUAUGCCAUGUCCAUAUUUGCCAAUACCACACAGUCGGAUGGUGACUUGAGAUGUCACACGCGCAGUGGUAGUCAAGAUCUAAGCAGCCAGUUCAUCAAUAGCUGUAGUGGCGAUGCAGGAGACUUCCGACCCCAGAUCGUAGCGGUGGGUACACCACUGCCAUCGGCAUCGCUGCCCCACAGCGUGAUGCAAGCGCCCGUGAUGCUGACUAACAAGAAUCUACAGUGUAUGCGAGCUAUUCUUUUCCUAGCGCACAACAAUGGUGGGAUUUUGGGUACCUCCUGGCAUAUUGUGCUGCAGACGCUGCAGCAUCUAGUGUGGAUCUUGGGGCUGAAACCUUCUACCGGAGGCAGUCUUCAGGCCAUGCCAAAGCCAGCUGUAGAGGCUAAUGUGGGAAUUCAAACGGCAGUGAUGGCUGAUCUUCCGGUCCUGUCACAAAUGCUUAGCCAGCUGUUCGAGUCCAGUCAAUAUCUGGACGAUGUAGCGCUGCAUCAUUUAAUCGAUGCAUUGUGCAAGCUCUCCCACGAGGCCAUGGAACUUGCUUAUGCCAAUCGGGAACCAUCGCUUUUUGCGGUAGCCAAACUGCUAGAGACUGGCCUAGUAAACAUGCCCCGCAUAAAGGUAUUGUGGCGACCACUUACAAAUCACCUGCUGGAGGUGUGCCAACAUCGACAUAUUCGAAUGCGGGAGUGGGGCGUGGAAGCCAUUACCUACCUGGUGAAGUCUGCCCUACAGUUCAAGCACAAAACGCCCCUCAAGGAGAACAUGGAACUACAAACAAUGCUGCUGAGUCCACUCUCUGAGUUGUCUACUGUCCUGCACGCAGAUGUACGUCAGCGACAGCUGGAUUGCGUCCUUCAGAUCCUAAACACUGCAGGGGAAAUCCUCUCGUUUGGCUGGCCAGCCAUUAUUGAGAUCAUUGGUGCUGUAAACGAGCACCAUGGCGAGCCGUUAAUUCGCACAGCAUUCCAAUGCCUGCAGUUGGUUAUCACAGAUUUCCUGACCGUAAUGCCAUGGCGGUGUCUGCCGCUGUGCAUCAGCACUGCUGCUAAGUUCGGCUCCCAGACCCAGGAAUUGAACAUUUCUUUGACGGCUAUCGGUCUCAUGUGGAAUAUUUCAGACUUCUUUAAUCAAAACCAAGACAAGCUAAUGUCCACUCAGCUGCAGGAUGUGUCCAUUCUGCCCGACUUCCCAGGCACAGUGAAGAUGCCGCAGUUCGAUAAGUUGUGGAUGUGCUUGUACGCCAAGCUGGGCGAGCUGUGUGUGGAUCUGCGUCCGGCGGUGCGUAAAUCGGCCGGCCAGACGCUCUUCUCCACCAUCUCCGCCCACGGCAGCCUGCUUAAUCCGCCCACGUGGCAGGCGCUGGUCUGGCAGGUUCUCUUCCCGCUGCUGGACAACGUGCGUGCUCUGAGCAGCUCGGCCAGCAACGAGAAGGUGGACGCCAGUGGCAACAUUCUUAUCCAUCACUCGCGCAACACCGCCCAAAAGCAGUGGGCAGAAACGCAGGUGCUGACUCUAUCGGGCGUCUGCAGGGUGUUCAAUACAAAACGGGAGCUGCUUCAGAUGCUGGGUGAUUUUGAGCGAGCCUGGUCACUAAUUCUAGAGUUCAUCCAGAAUGCUGCGUUGAGCAAAAAUGGUGAAGUUUCACUUGCUGCUCUGAAGUCUCUACAGGAGAUCAUGUACCACAACACAGCAGAGCGAACAGAGAGGGCAUUGAAGGAUCCUCAGACGGCACAGGAGCAGGACGAGGAAAUUUGGACUAUUGCUUGGAACAUUUGGCUUAGCAUUGGCAUGGAGAGCACCAAAAUGUCCACAUCGACGUCAGCGAAGUUGCAGCAGCAAAAUAGCAAUGGCGCCGAAACUCAGGAGGACUUUUACAUUCCCAGUCAGGCCUUCCUCACCGCCCUGAUCCAAAUCUUUCCCGCCAUUUUUCAGCACAUUCAAGUCAAAUUUACUGCCGCAGACUUUGACAAAUUCUGUACGGUACUGACGAACGCUGUGUGCAUUCCCGUCCAGACCGAUGCGGUUCCCUACAUCAUGUCCACUGUGUCGGACACCCUGCUGACGCCGCUACACGAUGGCAUUCUCGAUUGCAUGGAACUAAUACAGAAGGAGGCGACAAAACCCGAUUCCCACAUCAGCCAGCUUAUCCCUGCCAUUUUCCGGCAGUUGCUGAUCUUUAGUAAAUUCGCUUGCGCACCGCCCACAUUUCAGCAGAGUGUGGAGCACAAGUAUGCGAAGUCCUCGGGACACUAUGCCAACAAUGCCUCCGUUGAGGUGGUCAGCAUGAACUACAUACCUUUCGGUGAGAAGUCAAUCAGUAUUUGCGUGAAGCUUUACCAGACCACGGCCACCGAGGAUUCGGUUGUGCAGGAGCAGAUUCUGCAUGACAUCGUCAAGGCUCUGCGCACGCCGCUGGCGAUGAAGUACAAAUGCCUUUCCUCCAGCACAUGGAAGCUGGCCAUUUCCAGUCUGAUUAGCGUGCUGCAUACUGGUCUCAAGGUGGCGCGAGCUAAGCCGCAACAUUUCGCAAGCUUGUGGGACGAUUUGGCCGAUACCCUGGACAAGUUCCUGUUUCCGGCGAGUGUGUGCACCAUCGAGGAUCGCGGUCUCGAGGAGAUCGUGCUGGAUGAAACGAUCGAUUGUCAGGUUAUUGAGCUGCUGAGGGACGAGGUGUUGCCUCACUCGCACGAAAUGCCACACCAGUUUAUCAUGCAGAUCGUAGUGCUGCUGAACAAGGGAUCUAUACACUCCGCCUCAGACACGAACAUUUGCUACGAAUCCGACUGGAAGCUGCGUGAGAUUUUUGCCAAAACGUGUUUCGAGACCCUUCUGCAGUUCUCGCUGCUAGAGGACCAUGCCAACACCAACAACAAUCGUCUCAACGCCAAUGUGUUGACUGCUGGGGCCGCGGGAGCAGGUGGCAAGGACUUUGCCGGCAGACUAGCAGUCACCGCCCUGUUGCAUCGAUUCCAAGAGGUGCUCAAACGGUUUAACGACGAUGAGAGACAAAGCGGAAAGUGUCCGCUUCCAAGGUUCCGGCUAUCAGAGAUAUCGUUUGUGCUAAAAGCCAUUGCAACACUUGUGGUAUCCAUGAAAAAAGCGCCAGCAUCAAAGGUCAACAAGCCGGCUUGGGAUCAGUUGAUUGGCCUGUAUCCAUACCUGGUGGACUGCACCACAACAACGUCGCCGGAAGUGUCAAGAUCACUACGAGAAGCACUGCUCCAGUACACGGACUUGCUGCAGGCGCCACGAUCCUGCUCAGCGGCCACCUCAAACGACAAUGUAAUACAAUCGAAUGGACAAGAGUGAAAGUAUGCCUAGACACAGACAGAGACCAAGUCCACAUCCAGACUGGUGACAGCUGUGCGAUGUUUUUCUUAGUUGUUUAAGCGCGAACCGUUUGAAUAUAUAUUUAUUUUGUGCAUAAUUUAUGAAUGUUAAUCUUAGCCCUCCCUCGCAUAGAUGUAACGACUAAGCAUCUAUGUACUUACAUACAUACCUAAACAUAUAUAUAUAUAUAUUUAUAUUUGUAAAAGUAUUUUGUAGUUGAGCUAUGAAGUAUACAAUAGGUCUAUCCGGCGUUGCCCUACAGCCGAAUAACCAUGAUGAAACGAACCUACGAACCGCUUGGCACAGGAACGAAACGCAGUCAGCAGAUUCCUUUAGUACCUUUUUCGAGACGCAAAGACAAAGAACUAUAUAGGCUAUGGCUAUAUCUAUACAAAUCUAACUAUGAUCUAUUUGUGUAGCGCAUUUUAAAGUACAGACUUGCGUGUUAUCUGAAUCAAAUAUUAACCAUUAACCAUGAUGCAACCAACCAACUUUGUAGUGACGUUUUUAAAUAAAGCAAAAAUUAUUAUUACC
This is a messenger RNA of Drosophila melanogaster (fruit fly), 5806 nucleotides long. It is a transcript of the gene mon2, whose product is annotated as monensin sensitivity 2. Bases 197 to 5251 code for a protein of 1684 amino acids. The record is from RefSeq and is marked reviewed. The transcript has 13 exons. Gene Ontology annotation, cellular component: cytosol. Lineage: Eukaryota; Metazoa; Arthropoda; Insecta; Diptera; Drosophilidae.